GACCUAUCGUCAACGACCGGGUCGAGCUUCGCAGUGCACCAACCCUCGCAACCUGAAGCUUCACCAUGCUGCGGCAACAUCUAGUCCGGUCGCUGAAGAGGCCUGCGCUGCGUGCAGGAUUCAAUGGCAGCCGGGCCUUUGCUGCGUCCGCCACACGGCCCGCAGAAAUCGAGCUCACCAUCGAUGGAAAGAAGGUUCAGAUUGAAGCCGGCGCCGCCCUCAUCCAGGCCUGCGAAAAGGCCGGAGCCACCAUCCCCCGAUACUGCUACCAUGAGAAGUUGAUGAUUGCUGGAAGUUGUCGUAUGUGUUUGGUGGAGGUGGAGCGGGCUCCCAAGCCGGUUGCGUCGUGCGCAUGGCCCGUCCAGCCCGGAAUGGUGGUCAAGACAGACUCGCCCCUCGUCCACAAGGCGAGAGAAGGUGUCAUGGAAUUUCUCCUGGCCAACCAUCCGCUCGACUGCCCUAUCUGCGAUCAGGGAGGAGAAUGUGAUCUUCAGGACCAGUCGAUGCGAUAUGGUGGCGACCGUGGACGAUUCCACGAGAUUGAGGGCAAGCGUGCCGUGGAAGACAAGAACGUUGGACCUCUCAUCAAGACUUCCAUGAACAGGUGUAUCCACUGCACACGAUGCGUCCGUUUCUCCAACGACAUUGCUGGCGCACCAGAAUUCGGUUCCUUCGGCCGUGGCAACGACCUCGAAAUCGGCACCUACAUCGAAACCGCCCUCGACUCCGAGCUCUCCGGAAACGUCAUCGAUCUUUGCCCCGUUGGCGCCCUCACCUCGAAGCCCUACGCGUUCAAGGCUCGUCCCUGGGAACUCUACAAGACCGAGACAAUCGACGUGCUUGACGGUCUAGGUUCGAAUGUUCGUGUUGACUCCAGAGGUCUUCAGGUCAUGCGUGUUGUUCCACGACUGAACGAGGACAUCAACGAGGAAUGGAUCAACGACAAGACCCGUUUCGCCUGCGAUGCGCUUAGCACACAGCGUCUGGUCAACCCCCUCAUCCGCUCCGAAGGCUCCUUCCAGCCCGCCACUUGGGAGCAGGCGCUUGUAGAGAUUGGCAACGCCUACAAGAAGAUCGCGCCCAAAGGCAACGAGCUCUACGGUGUGGAGGAGGCUGAUGUCAUCCUUCUCAUCGGUACCAACCCUCGACACGAGGCUGCUGUGCUCAACGCCCGCAUCCGGAAGGGGUGGCUGAGGUCAGAUCUCGAGAUUGGCGUAGUUGGUGAAGACUUCGAGAGCACCUUCGAGUACACAAACCUUGGAAAGAAUGCCAAUGACCUGAAGACUGCUCUUACUGGUGACUUCGCCAAGAAGCUGCAGUCGGCUAAGAAGCCCAUGAUCAUUGUUGGAAGCGCCGUUGCCGAGCAUCCCGAUGCGAAGUCGUUCUUCGAGCAGGUUGGCUCGUUUGUGGAGAAGCACAAGGACACUUUCCAUGCUGAGGAUUGGAACGGUUACAACAUUCUCCAGCGAACAGCAUCCCGAACUGGAGCCUACGAUGUUGGAUUUACUGUGCCCUCGCCCGAGGUUGCCAACACGAAGGCCAAGUUUAUCUGGCUGCUUGGUGCAGAUGAGAUCAACGAGGCCGACCUGCCCAAGGACGCCUUCAUCGUCUACCAGGGCCACCACGGUGACCGAGGUGCGCAAUUUGCCGACGUCGUUCUCCCAGGUGCUGCGUACACCGAGAAGUCCGUCACAUACGUCAACACUGAGGGCCGUGUACAAAUGUCCCGCGCUGCUGUCGGCCUUCCCGGCGCAUCAAGGGAAGACUGGAAAAUCAUUCGUGCUGCUUCGGAAUACUUCGGUGCUGAGUUACCUUAUGACGAUGUUGAGGCUCUCCGUGACCGCAUGGAGGAGAUUUCUCCCGCGCUUCGGAGAUACGACCUCGUCGAGCCUGUGUCACUACCUGGCUUGAGCAAGGUCCAAUUAGUCGACAACAACAAGGGUGCACAAGCAUCCGGCCAGGCUCUUGAGCUGCCUAUCAAGAAUUUCUUCUUCACAGACUCAAUAUCGAGAAACUCACCGACCAUGGCCCGUUGCUCAGCAGCAAAGGCGGAGAAGAACCCAAAGACAAAUUUCAUGGCCCCAGGUGAGCCAUACCCUCAGGUGGGCUACGGACCCGAUGUAGCAGCAGCGGCGAACAUAUAAGUGUGUUGAGAGGGACAUUGGCGAAUCCUUGUAUAUAGCCCUGCGAAACCUUUUCUUUAAAUUUUGGCAUGCAGUCCGCACUGAAUGAGUGCACACAAUUAUCAGUAUGUUUGUUCAAUAUGCUCGAA
This is a messenger RNA of Parastagonospora nodorum SN15, 2272 nucleotides long. RefSeq lists its product as hypothetical. NCBI's taxonomy places the organism in Eukaryota, Fungi, Ascomycota, Dothideomycetes, Pleosporales, Phaeosphaeriaceae. Gene Ontology annotation, molecular function: NADH dehydrogenase (ubiquinone) activity; iron-sulfur cluster binding. The record is from RefSeq and is a predicted model, not a curated record. The coding region runs from base 66 to 2144 and encodes 692 amino acids. Gene Ontology annotation, biological process: ATP synthesis coupled electron transport. The transcript has 6 exons. Gene Ontology annotation, cellular component: membrane.